Molecule: messenger RNA, 7290 nt
Organism: Ambispora leptoticha
Lineage: Eukaryota; Fungi; Glomeromycota; Glomeromycetes; Archaeosporales; Ambisporaceae
Source: the annotation of a GenBank genome assembly
AUGUGGUCUAAAUUUGUUGGUCAAAUAAAGAAUGCGACCGGUGCAAGUUCCUCGUCACAAACUAACGUUCCUCUUGGGUUGCCCGAAAAGCAAUUUGUAAAGAGAAGAUCUAUACAAGGCUCGCCAAAGAGUCCUAGACUUACUGAGGCUAAACGACGCUCGAGCUUACUGUUUGGUGUUAUAGACGAGGUAGCAGCUCGAGAACUAGUUAUUUCACCACGUAAAACGAUUCCCGUUGAACAACUCCAAGAAUUACGCUCACUCUUCCAACAAUGGCAGAAUGCUUUUGAGGAAAAGGAACGAAGUAUUCUUUUAUCAAAAACCGUACGAAAAUUUUGUGAUAUAUAUGUGGAAGCACCAGAACUUGUGGCAGACAGUUUGGAUAAUUUGAGAUCGUUCACAAAUGUCGUUUCAAAACACUUGAUCGCCGGGAUUCGUAGCGUUCCUGAUACAGGAUCGGAGGCCAGUCAGGAGAUUUUACGCAAAUUAUCGUCAAGAGAACAUUUAUUCUUUUCAUUAAAAGCACUCAACAUUCUGUGCAAUGGACCACCACAUGUACUCGAUACAAUAAAAGAAAAUGGGCUUCCGACAAUUUUAAUUAGAGCCUUUAGCAGUUUCGUCGAAUUACCACCGCAACUUGAUCUCAACGCGCCUAUCAAGCCACAAUCUGAGGGAAGUUCCUCAGACUCACAAACCUUAACUCCGGUAGAUGUCGUAGCAGACAUUUUCACAGAUAUCCUCGUUCAUUUUGUUACAAAUCCGCCAAUAUUGCAACGACUAGUUGAAGAGGACAUAUUACUUUAUUUGGUUACAAUGAUUUUGAAUGAUAAACAAAAUAAAUCUGAAGAUGAAGAAAAUGGGUUUUUCUGGGAAGCUAGAGGACUUGAGGUGCUCACCGAGCUUUUUUCAGCGAAUGCAGUCAAUCAGGAACUUAUUACAUAUUUUGAGAACAAAGAUAUAAUGGGCAGACUGAUCAAAAUAUUGAAAAAUGGAGUAGAUGUAAAAAAUAAGAGAUUCGUAUAUAGUCAACAAUUAGUUCUUGCUGGUUCACUUUUAAUUGAAUUAAUUCAGGGAACUGUGGAUUUGUCGCCAAUUUUUUUAGAAAAGUUCUCUGGCCUGCAAGGAUACGAAACUUUAUUCAAUUUAUUACUCUUGCCACCUUUUGAUGAGAAUUCAUCUUCUACAAAGGAUACCGUAAUUACCUUGGUAGAGGAUCUUGUGUUUGCCGGAACUGACGAUUUAAAGCCCAUGGCAUCGAAUGCUGCGCCAUAUCAACAUGAAGAUUUCCGUUUACCUGAAGGAGACAAUGAAAAUGGGACCCUCGUUCGUAACGAACAGGCUCUACAGAUUCUGGUUUCCGCACUUGUAUAUCCAGAAAUAUCUUCACAAUUAAAAGCCAUAGUCACAGUUGACAGCGGCAUAUCAAUGCCCGAAAGUUUCCAUAAACGUAUAGUCAUUGCUAUCACUGAUAUAAUAAAGUCGAAUCCGAUGAAUUAUUUUAUAACGGAAUCAUUGAACAUUUUACCCACAUUUAUCGAACAAUUGGAUAAAUUUGGGAUAACUGUACAGGCAAGUUAUGAUAAAUCAAUACUCGACUUGUUAGUUUUUACGAUGGCAGAUUUAAAUUAUGUUCCUUUUCGCGAAUUAAUUGUCCUCUGCCUGCAUUUUCAAGGUCAAUCAUCUAAACAAACUACUGCUCUUGUAUGUAAGACUGUAAUAUCAUUGUUGCGUUCUUCACCUAAAUUCAAGGACGUAUUUCGUGAGAUUGGGCUUUUGAACAUGUUAUGUAGCCUUAUACAAGAUUUAGCAACCACUUUGCAGGAAAGAUUUGGCAACACACAUUUUGUAAGGCGAAUUUCAAUUACGCAGUUGAAUGAUAUUCUGAAUUCACAAAAACGCAAUAGCGACCAAAAGAAACUACGAUUUGGUCCCGAAGUAGUAGAAAAUUUUCAAUUGAUAUCUGCGUGCAUGGUAGAACUGCUGAAAGGCAGUAAACCAAAUAUUUCUUUAUUUGGAGUGACUUUCAAAGGAAAUUUAUUUGAUUUGCUGCAGUACGACGAGACGCGUGAUGGUGCACUUGCAAUUUUCGAGACAUUAGUUGUCGAUGGAUAUAUUUUAUCGAGUGGCGAACCACAAACUCCAAAAUCACAUACAUCUAGAUCAUCAUCAUCUUCUGUGUCUACUAUUGAGCACUCAUUCCAAUUUGGACGAUUAAUUGAAAUAGUUCAAACACUAAAUCGACUAGAUCUAAAAAUGAAAAUACAUAUUUUAUCUUCAAUGAGGCGAAUCUUGGUCGCCUGUCCAGAAAUGAAGGAUGUUUUUCGGGAAACAGGAGGUUUUGUCUGUCUUGUUAGUUUAUUAGUCAGCUUAGAAGACGUUUAUGAGCAUUUAUCUAAAGAUAAUAAUAGUCAAAAGAUCAGAGAGCAAGAACAAUUGGAAACUAUUAUUGAUCUUGAAAACUGUGAUCUUCCUACGAAACAACAAACAAUUGAUAUUUUGAAGGGAAUUUUCUUUGUCUUUGCUGAUGCAAUGUCCAAUCAUGAUUUUAAUCGAAAAUUUUUUAGUAAUUCUAUUGGGUUCAAAUCAAUUGAAGAUGCAAUUCGUCUCACCGAAAUUCUUGGGCCAUCAGGCUCCGCUGAGCAUCUUUUUGGAAUUCUAUUUGGAUUUGCGCUCGAAGAUGAAUCGGUGUGUGACAUAUUUGUAGAGAAAAGUGUUGUGAAUGAAAGUCAAACGUCAAGAUUUAAUGAAGCGCGUCAGUUAAAAAUCAAUAAAGCUUUUGGAAAAGUGACAGAUGAAAUUCGAAAUCCAGAUGUAAUCCCUACUAUCUUGCACUUACAAACUUAUGUUCGUUAUAACGAAACAUUAAGUUAUGAAAUUUACGAGGCACUAACAUCCCUUGCUUUUGCUAAUCGACGAAAUCAAGUAACAAUGAACCAAUCAGGCGUAGUCGAGAUUUUAUUGAGACGUUUAUUUUCAAUCCCAGAAUCUGUAAGCGAAAGUGAAUUGGAAUUACGAAAUAUACCGGAUAAAAUGGAGAAGCGAAUAUUGACAAGACUCGCGCAACGAUUAAUUGAAAUGGGCGUAUCUACUACCGAGAUUCGGUUUCUCUUUGAACAAUUUGAAAAUAGCAAUGAUUCAGUUGAGGAAGUUUUCAUAGAUGCUGAUGGGUCGCCGAUGUCUGUCAUGGACAUGGUUUUCUUUGGAGUUCAAAGGAGUCGUUGGCCGCGUUUCGUACAAUUUGAUAUGAGUCCUUAUGGCUUUUCAUGUCUUGAAAUGAGCAGACUCACCGAUCGACAAUUCCCUCCAACUAGUUCAGGAUAUACUUUUCUAGCCUGGCUUGAUAUCGAAAGCUUUGACCCUCAUAUUAAUUUGACACUUUUGGGUUUGAGCGAUGAUGAACAGAAAUGUUAUUUGCAUGUUUAUAUUGAAGCACAUACACAUAAACUAGUAGUAAACACAUCACCUCAACUAGGUGCUCGAUUUGAAAAUCACGAAUUUCGAACUGGAUGUUGGUAUCACAUUGCACUUGUUCAUCAUCGUCCACGUGCUGGAUCGAUAUCUUCAAUGUCUCUUUACGUGGAUGGAAGAUUUGUCGAAAAUUCAAAAUGUCAGUAUUUAGGGCAGCCUGCGCCCUAUAAACCAAUCCGAACAUUUUUAGGAACGCCUUCUGAUGUUGCAAGACAACUGGGCAAAGGUAAAUCUACUCUAGCAUGGGAUCUCGGUCCAUGUUAUCUAUUUGAGGAUGAUAUCGACGGCGAUAUUAUCAGUGUAUUUUAUCAUUUAGGCCCUAGAUAUUCAUCUAAUUUUCAAGAUUCAUUGGGACAAUUUCAAACUUAUCAGACAUCGACACUUUUAAAUAUGAAACUUGAUGCGAUGAGCCGUAAACGUAAAGAUGCUAAUCUAGAACUUGAUCAUUUGGCGAUGGUGAAUGCCAUAAGAGGAAAUAAUAGUCAAACCCUUCCCGAGGAAAAAAUCAUUUUUUCAUUUUCCGCAAGUAACGUUCUUGUGUCUGGACAGAACGCUAGUAUAUUAGGAUCCGGUCUUUCUGAAGGUACUAUACAAGCGCUGGCGAUUGGAUCAGCAAAUAAAAAAGUCAUUCUCAAUGCGGCAGUUCCAAAAGUGGAACGAGCUUUACGAGUAGCACAUGGACUGGCAUAUCUUAAAGGUGAUCCAAUUGUCGCUAUUCCUUACGGAAUGGACGAUUCCAUUUGGAAGAUUGGUGGAUCUGCUGUUGUUUUAAGAUUGAUUGAAAAAGCUGAGACUACAAAAGAUCUCUACAAAGCCGUUUGUACACUCAUCGAAUUGAUUCGAUUUAGUUGGAGGAAUUCUGAAGAUAUGGAACGAAUUCAUGGAUAUGAAAUUUUGGCAUUUUUACUAAAACAAAAGCAUGGGCUUUUAUCACUGGAACUAUUGAAUUUGUUGCUUGUAUUUGUUGGAUUUAAUCCAAUCAGUCCGACUGAUUCGGUAAUCGUGAAUCCUCUUGCAUACCGUUUCCUUAUUUUGGAUUUUGAGCUAUGGAAACGUGCUGGAGAUACUGUGCAACGUGCACAUUUGCAACAAUUUACAGCUUUUAUUCAUUUAAGUUUGCACCAUCAUUUCAAUGCUAAGCGAUUGAAUGUUGUUAAGAAAAUGUUGGUCGCCUUAAAAACCAAUGCGUAUUCUAAAGACUUGUUGGCCGAGUUUGUAGCCACUUUAAAGAUAGUAGUAAAAUAUAAUUUUACAACCGAAGUAAUACGUGCUAUUGCCACAUUUUUAGUCUCAACUCUGAAUAAACCUUCAGGAAAUCGGCGGCAAAUGCGUAGAGAUUCUUCAUUGAAACGCAGCGUCACUAUACCACCCAAAACAAUUGUGACAGACGUAAGGACAUUACCUCCUGACACACCUUCUAGACAGGUUGGUGUAAUGUUGAUGGAAAUGCUAACGGACAUUGUCUGCGACAAAUUGAAUCCUUUUUACAUUAACAAAUUCUCAACGACAAUCACAAACAAAUGGCCAUUAUUAUUUUUUGGUGAAGAUUCCAAUCCAUCAUGGGUGGUUUGUGCCGCGCGAAUUCUCGCGAGACUUUUUCAUUCUCAAGGGUCAACUUAUAUUACAAAGUUCCGCACGACUUCCGAAGGAUUCAUUGUUAUGCAAAAAUUGCUCCCACAAUGGUGGUAUUUAACGCAACUGCAACAAACGUUAUUUGCAAUGCUGUUUGGUCGAGAUAUUUGCGAUGUACCUAUGGACUUGCCUUUUGAUCUAUUUGCGCUAGUAAAUAUAUAUAAAGGACAGGAUGAACGUACUUAUAUACAAUGCCCUGAUGUGAUGCCAAUUAUUUUGUCCAUGAUGAAGGAAGGAAUUGACGCAAUUGUACAAUUAAGUCGUGAGAUCGAAGACAAUACAUUAAUUCGAGGUAGGACACAAGAUGAUUCGUUGCUACAAACGGACAAAAGACGAUUAAAAUCACAUCGCAGAAAAUCACGAUCACUCACUCGUGAAGUGGAAUUGGCAAAAAAUCGAAUGUCAGAUUUGAUCGCAGCUGAACCAGUCCGGGAUGAAACAAAAGAACAGCUUGCAAAACUCUCUCAAGUACAACAAACACUCGUUCAUUUUAUUGCGGAAAUGUACUCCACAUCUAGUGAAUUUGGUGAACUUUGCUGCAAAAGUGAAGUGAUGGAUGGCAUUGUCGAAAUUCUAUUUCCCAUCGUAUGCGCCUCUGAUGAGGUGUCUGUGGAAAUGGAAUUAAAUUCAAAAGAUAUCGAUCUUUCUUUUGAUUCGGAAUCAUCUUUUGAUGUGCACUUGGGCAACAUUAAUCCUCAUGUUUUGCCAAUCCUUACCAAUAUGAAACGACAGCAAUCGCAAGUUCAUAUUGAUGAGCCAGCUGAGGAAUUGAAGUCUUUUCCGACCGGAAGUGAUGCAAAUAUCAAACCAUUAUUAGGAUUGGAUAUGGUAUUAAGGUCGUUUCCACCAUCUUUAUUGGAUCAUCAGAUCCAAUUCGAGAGCUACAUAUAUUUACAUGUUGUAGCAUAUUUAAAGAGUACUUUACAACUUGAUUUGUCUUUAUUGGCGGAUCAACGUGUCUUCUCUAAUACUGCACGAUUUGCUCAACACGCUGUCGAUGCAAUUUAUCAAGGAUGGUUUUUAAAUGGGCGAAAUCAAUUAUAUGAGCUUAUUACCAUUGUUCUCGAAGCCACGCAACGACAAGAAGAAGCCAAUGGUAAACAACGCGCAUCUGAUUCAACUAUGAACACUCUUUACCGCUCAUUGAAUCGAAUAAUCGUUUUUAAGCUCCACGAGAUUAGUCAAAUCUCACCAGAGGUCUCGAUGAUUAUUGAAAUGCUCACUCAACUUAUAUACCAUCAAAAGAUUAUCUUUGGUCAGUAUAACACAGAUAUAGAUUUUCUUCGGUGUCUGUGUUAUCAUUUAUACAAAUUUUUACUCUAUGAAAACCAGGAUGUUAAAAAGAGUUCGAUGAGCAUUUGGAAGUUGUUGAUGCUUCAGAAACCGAAUGAAAUGCAUACCAUUUUGAAAACUAAGGUUCGAGGAAUAGAAUAUAAAGAAUUGAUCGAAGGAUUCUCUAAACUUUUGGAAAUGGAAAUAGACUCAUUCCUUGAAUGGAUAGAAAUUCGGCGAGAACAACUCGACUCACUAUUUCAAGAUCAUUUCCUCCGAAUAUGGGAAACAGUAAUUGCCAACGAAGUAAGAAACGGCAAAGAAUCGUUAAAAAACGCACAUUCUAAACGGAUGACCAAACUUAAGCGCGUGUAUAAGCGAGGAUCAUUCGACCAAGAUUUCUUUGAUCAAUACAAAAUCAAAACAAAUCAAUGGUCUAAACAUAUACAAGAUAUUGAAAUUAGUAGAUAUUAUAAGUCGUUGCAAGAUAAUGUGGAUCAUGAUAAUUAUGUAAGAUCGGAAUGGGCGAAAACUUCGGUGGAUCUGUUUCGCGAGCGUGCUUUGUGGGGGCCGAAGAGCGAAGUGGAUAAGACUAGUAGAUGGAGGCUUGAUUUUACGGAAGGACGAUGUCGUAUGCGAAGAAAAUUGGAACGAAAUGAAGAUUUGCAAGUCUUCUCUUAUAAACCGAAAAGCAGUAAAUAUGAAAAUGCGGAGGAUAAUAAAUCUUUUACAGCAUCACAACCUCUAGAAUUAAAUAAUCCCAAUAAAUCAAAUACGUUGAAUGUUCCCUCGAUUGGGCCAAAAGUGAAAAAACCUCAAAGACAAAUGACGUUAAGGCCGGGGGAAACCGAAAUAAAACCAUCAGAAGAUUCUGAAGAUACCGGUAUGUAUGAGGAUUCACGAUUACCGAAUCACUAA